GGGGUUGGGAAGGAGGAGGAGAGACAGGCGGACGCAGGCCGGAGAAAAAAGCUAGAGAGAAAGAAGCCAGCCUCGGCGGGCGCCUCCCCGCUCCCCCCAGCCCUCUCGGACAUCGGGCUCUCUUCUUCCUUGCUGGGCGGCUGGUGCCGGCUUCGCUUCUUCUCGCCAUGUCGGUGAAUAUGGAGGAGCUCAGGCACCAGGUCAUGAUUAACCAGUUCGUGCUGGCCGCGGGUUGCGCGGCCGACCAGGCGAAGCAGCUGCUGCAGGCGGCCCACUGGCAGUUCGAGACCGCCCUGAGCACGUUUUUCCAAGAAACAAACAUUCCCAACAGCCACCAUCACCACCAGAUGAUGUGUACACCUAGCAACACACCUGCUACACCACCCAAUUUCCCGGAUGCAUUGGCUAUGUUCUCCAAGCUACGGGCCUCGGAGACCCUGCAAAGCAGUAACAGUCCCAUGACAGCCAUGGCUUGCUCCCCUCCUGCAAACUUCAGCCCCUUUUGGGCCUCCUCUCCACCCAGUCACCAGGCAGCCUGGAUCCCACCCUCCUCCCCCACAGCUCACAGCCUACAUCACCUCCACCAUCCUCAGCCCACGUGGCCCCCUGGGGCACAACAGGGGGGUUCCCAGCAGAAAGCUGUGGCUGCAAUGGAUGGGCAGAGAUAAGACUGUUGCUGGGCCCGGGCUGGGGGUGCAGGGGCUAGAAGUGCUUGGGGUAGGGGUGGGUGCAGAGAAGGACAGGUUAGGGAAGGGUGGGGUGGGAUGGGGUGGGGUGUUUCCUGAAGAUUGCACUGGAAAAUUUUAUAAUUUUUUUUAAACUUCCUGAGCCACCCAAGGCCUUCAGGGGGGGAUUUCUCUUCAGGAAAGUCAAUAACUGGUCUUUUCUCUUUUUAAUAUAUAACUAUAAUAUAUAUAAAUAUACAGAUAUAUCUAAUGUAUAGGAGAAUGGGGCCAGCCUUGGAGAGAGGAAGAUGGAGAAAACGUCUUUCUGUCACCUCUCUCUUUGCUUCACUUACCCCAGAGUGGAAUGCUUGGCUAAUAACAGAUAGAUCUCUGGGUAACGAGUUCUGGUGACCUGAGCUGGGGUGGGAUGGGGUGCCAAUGUCUAGAGCAGCUAUGACAGGGAGGGGGAGGGGGGUAAGGGGUGCACUCCCAUUCUCUGCAAUGCUGAGGCUGUGAACCUGGAUCGAGGCAGCAGCCAGACAAGCCAGGCUUUCUCCUUGGGACUCCCCAGGAACAGUGGCCACAGAAAAAUGGAUUUGAGGGGAAAUGAGGAUGUUGUGCACCCUCCCAAUCUGGACUCGGCCUCCCAAGUGCUGAUCACAGCUGCCGCUGUUCUUCUGACCUCAGACUGGAGGGAAUCUUCUUCCCUAACCCCCAAUCACUGCUGCUUAGACCCUGGAGGCAGCCUGUUCUUUUUGCCGGUUUUCCCUGGGGUCUUCACCCUGGGUGUGGGGGUGGUGAGGGCUAGGGUGGCCCACCUCCAGAUAACAUUUUUCUCCUCCCCCUUCCAGAGCUGGGGCCCUGUACCAUAUUGUAUAGGAGGGUUGGAGGUGGGAAGGACCUAAGCUUCUCCCACCAGAGCCACAGGUGGUGGGGGUGGCUGGCUUGGUUGAGCUGGACAGGAAAAGCUUGCAACCGAGGACUUUUGGUUUAGUUCCCAAAUCAGAAUCUUGCUCAUGCCAGGUUGAGUUUUUUUUUUUUUAAUUAAUUUAAAAUUUUUUUAAAAAAUGAAUUUUCUAACCUCC
This is a messenger RNA of Antechinus flavipes (yellow-footed antechinus), 1750 nucleotides long. RefSeq names its product UBA like domain containing 2 (gene UBALD2). The transcript is spliced from 3 exons. Lineage: Eukaryota; Metazoa; Chordata; Mammalia; Dasyuromorphia; Dasyuridae. The record is from RefSeq and is a predicted model, not a curated record. Gene Ontology annotation, molecular function: protein binding. The coding region runs from base 168 to 668 and encodes 166 amino acids.